Brassica rapa (field mustard) is the source of this 4880-nucleotide messenger RNA. RefSeq lists its product as uncharacterized. The record is from RefSeq and is a predicted model, not a curated record. Lineage: Eukaryota; Viridiplantae; Streptophyta; Magnoliopsida; Brassicales; Brassicaceae.
CUCCCAGAAACAAAGAGAUAGUAGAGAAUAGAGAAGAAGAUAACAAAAACCUAAUAGAUGAGCAGCGAUUAGAGAGUCCGUGAGUGUAAGCAACCUUUUUGGAUGAAUCUCGCAUUUGCCCUCUCGAUUCGUCGAUACUGCUAGAUUUUCUCUGGAUCAAUCCUCCUAGGCUUCUUAUUCAUUUCCGCUCCUUUCUGUUUUUAGAAUCUCCCUCCCUCCCUAGGGUUUUCCUUCUUCCUCCUUAUCCGAUUCCCGAUUGGAGACUGAAUCGUCCGCAAUCGAUUUAGAUUCUUACUGUUUGGUGGCAGAUCGAAGGUAGAUUUACUCGGCGGAAGAGACAAUCUAAUUUAAUGCUUGCUUGACAGUAACCGUAACGGUUGGGUAGAUAAGAGUCUUUGAUUGGAUUAGAAGGUGAAGUUCGGGAGAGAUUUGCAUGGGUGAGAAUGAAUCAUGGGCGGCGGCUUCUCCGCCGUCGUCGCCGAGUGGCUUGUUUCCGAACGGGCUGUUGCCGGGGAUGUCUGCUUCUGUGACACGGCCUCUCGAUGCGGAAAGGUGGGCCGUUGCGGAGGAAAGAACCGCUGAGCUCAUUUCUCAUAUACAGCCGAAUCCGCCUUCGGAAGAUCGGCGGAAUGCUGUUGCUAGAUACGUAAGGAGGCUUAUCAUGGAAUGCUUUCCUCUUCAGGUUGAGAUCUUUACUUUUGGAUCUGUGCCACUAAAGACUUACUUGCCCGAUGGAGACAUCGACUUAACGGCCUUCAGCACUAACCAGAAUCUGAAGGAUUCUUGGGCUAAUUUGGUUCGUGAUAUGCUGGAAAAGGAAGAGAAGAAUGAGAAUGCUGAGUUCCAUGUCAAAGAAGUCCAGUAUAUUCAGGCAGAAGUGAAGUUAAUUAAGUGCCUGGUGGAGAACAUUGUGGUGGAUAUAUCUUUCAACCAGAUUGGAGGGCUGUGUACGCUAUGCUUCCUUGACCAGGUUGAUCAGUUUAUAAACCAGAACCAUUUAUUCAAGCGUAGUAUCAUAUUGAUUAAAGCCUGGUGUUAUUACGAGAGCCGUAUAUUGGGAGCUCACCAUGGGCUUAUUUCAACAUAUGCCCUGGAAACCUUGGUUCUUUACAUAUUUCAUGUUUUCAACAACUCAUUUUCUGGACCCCUCGAGGUUCUCUAUCGUUUUCUUGAGUUCUUUAGUAAGUUUGACUGGCAGAAUUUUUGUAUUAGCCUAUGGGGCCCUGUUCCAGUUAGUUCACUACCAGAUGUAACAGCGGAGCCUCCUCGAAAAGAUGCUGGAGAGUUACGACGUAACGAAGCGUUUCUCAAAUAUUGUAGUAGAGUUUAUGCAGUUAACCCUGUUGCUCAGGAGACACAAGGGCAGCCUUUUCUUUCCAAGCAUUUCAAUGUCAUAGACCCUUUGCGUGAAAACAACAACCUUGGACGCAGUGUUAGUAAAGGUAACUUCUUUAGGAUACGAAGUGCAUUUACUCUUGGUGCUAAGAAGUUGGCUAGGUUACUUGAAUGCCCUAAGGAGAAUUUGAUUCAUGAGGUUAACCAAUUCUUUAUGAAUACAUGGGAUAGACAUGGCAGCGGUCGUCGUCCUGAUGCUCCUGGAAAUGACCUAUGGCUAUCAAGAAGACUGGGAGAUCCUGAGCCUUGUCUUCAAGCUGAAAAUGCUAGUAGUUCUUCAAGCAGCAAAAGAAACCAAAAUUCCAUCCGUUCUGGUGAGGUUCAAGGAGCUCGCAGUAUGCCCUCUCAGCAGAAUAACUGUGGAACAGAAGUUACAUCUAAAGCAACAUAUCAAAACCCAAAGAGUUGUGGUAACGCUUACCAACUUGCUCAAGAAGCUCGUUCUAAUCAAAAUGCUUCAAAUGAUAAACUUCAGCAAACUGUUAAGCCAGACAUUAUGGUGAAUAGUUUUCAUGGAAGGCAUCUCUUUGCCAGAACGCGGUCGAGUCCUGAGCUUACUGAGACAUGUGGUGAAGCUCUUUUGCAACCAAGGCGCAGUAGAGCCCCAGAAGCGGGAAAACGCCAACCUAAUUCUAUGAGGGCUGAAAAUAUCAGGAAAACUAAUAUGGGGUCUGAAAGUUUGUCAAGCAAUAUCAGAUAUGCGGCUGACUCAUCGUCAGUUAGGCAUACACCAUCCCCUCGAAGUCCUGAUAGUACUGCUGACAUGAGCAGCGCAGUGAACAGUUAUUAUGAUGAUUUAGGUUCGGUUUCCGUGAAUGAAGAUUUUUCUGCCGCAGGGGAACAUGGAAUGCAACAGGAAGAGCAAGAUCUUGUUAACUCGAUGGCAUCUUUUACCCGGGAAGGUUUUAAUGGACACUUUCCUUUUCCUUUUAAUUUUCCUACGGGCCACAUGCCUUUGCAAAUUACACCAGCCAUGUUAGCUUCAAUGGGAUAUGGUCAGAGGAAUGUGCCUGGUAUUGUUCCUUCUAACUUUCCUUUCAUGGAGACACCUUGGAGUACUAAUGUACAAUUUCAGCAAAACUUUGCUUCUUCACCAUUUACCCAUUAUCUUCCUAGUGGAUCCGAUCCAAUCUCAGAAAAGCUGAGCAAAGCUGGUAAUGAAGAUAUGGGGUCUCCACAAGUGAAUGUUGACGAGUCUGGCCAUGAGCACUGGCACGAGCAAGAACGCGGAACUCAUAUUUGUAGACUUGAAAAUGGUCAUGAUGGAAUGCAUCAGGCAAACGAUAAACAUCAUUCAUCUUCUGCAGAGCACGUUACUGUACCCUCAAGUCGUAAAAUACGGUCAACAAGGGGAGAUGAUUUAGAAAAUUCCCACUCUCCAGUCAGAGGAAGUCAGAUUCAGAGUGAGGAGAGAAAUGCAGGCUCUAGAUCUGUUUCUUGUGCUAGUUCCGUUAGAAGUAGGACUUCAUCUGAAAGCUCUUGGGAUGGAUCAACUACAAGGGGCUCAAAGCCAGCUAGGGAUAAACGGAAUAGGAAAGUAGGUUCUGGGGCUGUGCCUGCACUGUAUGGAAAAGGGAAGAGUGUUACUGAGCACUCAAUCCAGGUUGAAGAUGAUAACAGAGAAUGGAUUCCUGUAUCUAGCAAUGAAGCAAUCGGAAGGGAUUUUGGCCCUCGGCCACCUGUUGCUUCAUUUCAACUUCAGAGGCAUCAAAUACAUGGUCAUGAAUUAGCUCAGGCAAGUGGAUCAGAGUCCACAGUGCCUCUUGCUCCAUUUAUCCUUGGCCAUGGCAUGCAACAAAACGAAGCUGAUAGUUCCGGAUAUACUUUUUACCCCACUGGACCACCUGUUCCAUUCUUUACAAUGGUUCCAAUGUACAACUAUCAAGCUGGUGGUAAUGCUACAUCAGAUGCUUCGGCAAGCCAUCUCAGUGUGGAUGAAGGAGUAGAUAAUCAUGAUUCCUGUAAAAGUUUUGACUCGUCAAAGGGAGACCAGUCCGAUUUAAAUGUGUCUUCGCAAUCUACCAGAGCUGGGUUGUCUGUAGAACCAACAGAGCUCAAGAAUGAUAUUCUCAAUGGAGAUUUUGACAACCAUUGGCAAAAUUUGCAGUAUGGCCGUUAUUGCCAAAAUUCUCAACAUCCGCCGGUGUUGUAUCCUGCUCCCGUCGUAGUGCCACCUACUUAUCUCCAGGGGCGUUUACCAUGGGAUGGCCCUGGAAGACCUCUUGCUUACACCAAUGUAGUUAAUCAGCUCAUGGCCUACGGACCUCGUAUUCUACCCGUUGCCCCUGUACAACCUGUUUCUACCAGGCCACCUAACAUUUACCCUCGUUAUGCUAAUGAAGCUCCCAGAUACCGAGGUGGGACGGGGACCUAUUUUCCAAAUCCUAAGAUUUCCCCUAGGGAGCAGCGGCCGACAUCCGGCGUGAGGCGAGGGAAUUAUGGGCAUGACAGAAACGAGCACCACAGCGAUAGAGAAGGGAAUUGGAAUAACUCAAAGGCACGGGGUUCUGGGCGAGGCCACAGCAAUCGUAACCAAGCUGAUAAUAAGCCAAGGCAAGACCGAUCUGAUAGGCAAUGGGGGUCGUCGUAUAGGCAUGAAUCGUCCUCGUAUUCUUCUCACCAAUCUCGAAACGGUCCUGUUCGCUCACAUGAUGGUCCUGGAAAUGUUGCUUAUAGCAUGUACCGAAUGCCACCGGGCAUGAAGCAGAACAAUGCGACUUCUUCAGAGGGACAUAACGGUCCACCGGUGAUGAUGUAUUAUCCACACGAUCAUAACUCUGUUUACAAUUCACCAACUGAACAGGUCGAGUUUGCGUCCCAUGGACCUGCGGGUGAAGCGCCACAUCGAAAUGACGGAAACCUUUCUGCUGGUGGAGCAUUUGAAGAUCAACCAAGGUAUCGUGGUGCUCAUAUGUCUUCACCUGAUGAUCCUUCCUCGCCUCGUUUCCCCAGGGGGAAGUAACAGCAAUGCGGCGUGGUCAAGUUUAAGCUGGAAUAAAGACAAGAACUUAGAAGAAACAGUGUGAUUACAUCACUAGGGAUCUUUGGAAAUCAAUCAAAAGAAGGCAAAAAGCUGUGAAGCGGUGAAAAGAAGAAUCAAAGACACGAAUUUAAUCAACCUCAAGACCAAUCUGGAAUGUUCUGUUCAAAGCAACAAAGAAGGAGAGCAAGUCAAGAGGUCUCGGUAAGCAUCGCUCAAGCGAUCCAAAAGCUAGCUGGUUACACAAAAACGCAAGACUCUUUCUCAAAGCGAACUCAACGUUUUGGUAAUUUUUUUCUUUCUUUCUCUUUCCUUAGAAUUUCAUUCCAUAGAAAAUGUAGCUUCUUCUGCCCACAUAGAGGACUCUAUUAGAAUUCAGGGCUUAUUGUUUUCUAUCAAAAAUUCAAGAAAUAAUUUGUCUACGUUUCUUUUAGAACAAAAAAAGGAAAAAAACGUACACUGUUGGCUGUAGUUUUAUUUCGAUUAUUAUCCAGAAAAUUUACCU